AUGGGAAGACCUCAGACUCAUCUUGCAAUGAAAAAUGCCAAGGCUAUGGCACUGAAAUGUUGCAUUCUCCGUCUUCUUAACGGCGGAUCGGAUGACUCAGAUACGACUACCGCAAACUCACCAAAGACUACAACCACACCCGCAGCCCAACAAAAUGCCAAUAAAGCAAACCCUACAUCCGUAAUUACGCGCGCCAGCACUCUCGUGGUCACCGCAGCUGGUGGACAGACACAAGCUCAAACUACAGUGAUCACAACGACGCAGUCUCCGAAGUCUGGCGGAGGAACAAACACUGCGGGGAUCGCAGCGGGCGUUGUUGUCGGAGUGGUCGCCAUUGCGGCCAUCGCGGGUGGACUGUUCUUUUUCCUCCGAUAUAAAAAGAGGAAGGCGGUUGAAAAUGAGUAUCGUCAGAAUGCGGCGAUGAGCAGCUACAACAACCUCAAGCCGUCGCCAAGUUCUGCUGGGUCGACCUCCGACUCGAGGCUAGAACCUUCAGUGAUGAUGCAGCGACGGCAGAGCGACGGCAGUAUUGCUGACAACCAAGACUACUCCCGGAGGAUAUUGAAGGUCACGAAUCCUGACCAUUCAUAA
This is a messenger RNA of Bacidia gigantensis, 591 nucleotides long. RefSeq lists its product as uncharacterized. The transcript has 4 exons. Lineage: Eukaryota; Fungi; Ascomycota; Lecanoromycetes; Lecanorales; Ramalinaceae. The record is from RefSeq and is a predicted model, not a curated record. Bases 1 to 591 code for a protein of 196 amino acids.